Molecule: messenger RNA, 231 nt
Organism: Racocetra fulgida
Lineage: Eukaryota; Fungi; Glomeromycota; Glomeromycetes; Diversisporales; Gigasporaceae
Source: the annotation of a GenBank genome assembly
GUCUUCGACAAGAUCUAGAAAAGUUUGAAAAUGGAGAUGACGUUUCUGUUGGGAUACAAGGUAGUAUUAUUACUGCUUUUCUUGAAUAUUCAAUAUACGUUGAACGUCAGAUAUCGGUUGGUCUUACCUCAUUAAAACGAACAAUUGAUGAUUAUGAUAGUUUGGCCAAAAGAGAAAUGAUACUUGUAAAGCAAGAGAAAGCUUUAUUACACAGCACAUCCCAAGAAGCAA